AUGCCAAGGACACUACCUUGGCUUACUGGCGCCGGAACGACGAAACGAGAGCCGAAUUCGCCAGCUCCAGCGAUAAAGCGUACUUCGAGCCCGCGGGUGAAAAAUGAACAUGAGACGCCAACGAGAAAGGAGGCAAUUACAUCGAAGAAAGAUUUUCUGAAGUCUUCUCCAAGCCCCCCAUCCUCACCGAUUCAUCGCUGUCCGUCGGAAGAAUUCCUCCGCGAAGGCUUAGACCAAGACGAUAUCUACAUGAUGGUCGAAGACGAGUUCUGCUCCGUUGCUCAAUCCUUCACGCAGCAUCUUCACUACGCAGAGUACAUACGCCGGAAGAAAGAGGCGAAGGCACGAAAUGCGGAUACCGUCGCAGAUAUUGCGAGACCUACCGACGGAGCGACGCCGAUGAGCGAUGAGAUUAAGAAGAAAUACGCCGCAGAGGAGCUGAAGACGAAGCAGAAGGAGGGGAUCGAUGGAGUAUUGGGGGAACAGGCGGGGGAUGGGCGCGACGAGGAUGCUGGCGAUGACUUUGAGGCGGAGAAUUCGUGGGCCGGGACGCAUCUGCAGGAUCUUAUGCUGAGUCCCAGGAGAGUGAGGUCGUUGGUGGGGUUGCAGAAGGUCAAGUCCUCAACGAGGGCAGCGGCAGGGUUUUCGCAGUCGUCUGGGUUGGGGGGCGAUGAUGGCUUUACUGGCGGUGGCCCUGGGAAGGUGGACAUUAAGGAUCCCGUUGCAUUGGAGGAGACUACUGAUGAUGACGAUCUUGAUGUAGGAAUGGGUCACUCCACUCCUACGGUCGUGAGGGAUCAUGAGGCGUCUAAGACGGGAUUAUUGCGAAACACAUCGUCUACGAUGCGCCCAGUGUCGAAUACUACCCAGGCUAAAAGGAGAUUGAUAUUCGAUGACUUUGACGAGCUUCCGGAGCUGCGCAAGCCUAGUAUACAAACUGAAAAACGACAACCCAGUUCCACCAAUUUUAAACAGAAGAAACUCGAUGACAAAGACACGAGGUCGAAGAAACCACGACUCAAUGAAGUACCGACUUUCCUGAUUUGA
Aspergillus puulaauensis is the source of this 1047-nucleotide messenger RNA. RefSeq lists its product as uncharacterized. The transcript is spliced from 3 exons. The coding region runs from base 1 to 1047 and encodes 348 amino acids. NCBI's taxonomy places the organism in Eukaryota, Fungi, Ascomycota, Eurotiomycetes, Eurotiales, Aspergillaceae. The record is from RefSeq and is a predicted model, not a curated record.